This is a messenger RNA of Mesocestoides corti, 1491 nucleotides long. Lineage: Eukaryota; Metazoa; Platyhelminthes; Cestoda; Cyclophyllidea; Mesocestoididae. The record is from the annotation of a GenBank genome assembly.
AUGUCUGGAGUCGGGUUCACUCAUGAAGACCUUGCUUCGAAUUUUCGACAAUGGGCGCGGUCGAACUUGACGACUUCCUUAAAAAAGUCUAGUACAUUGCGAAGCUUAUCAAGCAGGUGUUCAGAGGAUAUGGAGGAGCUUAUUAAAAGUCUUAGAGUAAGCGAAAUUCACUUAAUGGAGCCGUUUACGUCAUGGACUGAUCAGAAUAAGCGGUGGUGGAACGCUGCCACGACGGGCAAUCUUCAUGAAAUGGUUCUUCUUCUAAAAGAAGAGCCAAAUAUUUUGCAUUGGAAAGUAAGCCUUCAGAUUAGUGUUGCCUUUGCCAACCUUCUCGUUGGUUUUUUCCAGACUGCCAUUCACUACAUUGCGAAAAUUGGAAAUCUCCGCUGUCUGGACCUACUAGUGAAACAGUUCCGGGCUAAUGUUGAUGUUCAGUGCAAGGGUUGCACCCCUCUCCAUAUCGCCGUAGCGCACUCCCAAAGGCUUUUCGUCCGUUCUCUUGUGCAAAUCUACCAUGCAAGAACAGACAUAAUGGACUACGCGGGUCGAUUCCCCCGUACACUGUUAUCAGAGGAUAUGAAAGAGGAUUUAGAGGACUUGUUAACUUCUGGGCGGUUAGCUGAAAUGCGUAAGCAGUUUGUUAUAAAUAAAACCCUGCCUCUGACUUUAUUUCACGUGUUUUAUUGCUCAUUUUCUUUUGCAGUCGAAAUCCAGGAACAUCCUCCUGCCAAUCAUCGAAAAUCAUCUUUUUCCAAUAAAAAGCCUCUUCUCUCUGCAGCCGAGGACACCUUAAGUAAGAUUUCCUCAAAGUCGGGUCCCGCCAAAGUCCAUCCCGACGACUGUCACGCCCGCCUCCUCCUUUCCACGCUGUCACGCGACCAGGAAUACGUGAGUACCCUCGUCCGCCGACUGCGCCACGGCACCGUAGUACCGCCCUCACCUCCUUCAGGUGGCAGUUCCACCACCCGCAAGUCCGCCUGCCAAAAGAGCCUCACCCUCAAAAGGAGUUCCGUCUUUGGCGGUAGAGGUGGAUGUGGGACAGACAGCGAGCGAAAAUCCAGUGUUUUCAAAAUCCCUCACCUUCCCAAUCCUUCACGACAGCUCAGCUCUGCUUCCCUGUCUGUUGGAACUCUUUUGAGGCGUGGUAAAGGGCAUCUGAUGGGCAGGCGACGCGCCAAGUCAAAGACGGCAUCACUGCUUGUAGGUGCCACCGAAAGGCAUUCGUUCGCGGGACUCGAACAACUAGCCUCGCGACUUGGGAGUGUCAACGGUGUAUCGCGCCAGCCCUCAAAUGUAUCCGACGGCGUGACGGUAAAGGAAACUCUGCCUCUCCAAAAAUCAUCUUCAGACGACUUCGGGAUUUUCGACUCCGCCUCAUCUUCAACCAGUCUUGGCCGACAACGAACUUCAAGCCUCUCCUCGCUGGUGGCUUGCACUGAGGACCUCUUUAGCCAAUAUUUUUCCUCCGUAUCCCCCCCUAAUCAAGAUUGA